AUGGCUGAUGUUUUUGCGAACCUUCAAAGCUAUAUUUCAUCACUGAAGAUCGUUUUGUACGAACUCGGAAAAUCUGAGAUCUUGCUUGCAUGGAUAAUGGUCGAUAUGAGAAAAACUCGUCUCUUCCCUCUUGUAUGUCUCUUUGAAGGAGAGACUUGCAACAUGCCUGCUUGGGCGCUUAAAACCCAAAGGCCUUCGCAUGAAAUGCUGAGGACACCAGACGCGAUUGUUUAUGCUUUUAUUUCGAGUGCUGAAGAGAUCAGACGCGUGAUUGUUUAUAUCAGAUCUACCCUUUCCUCUAGCUACAAGUUUAUGAAUUCAUCCAGUCACUUCCUACGCAUUGAUGAUUUCUAUAUUAACAAUUCACACACGCUGAUUUAUGGAAUUGUUUAUAUGUUCAAAACAUUCGACUUAGCUAGGAUUGCGAUUUACGCAUGCGAGGAGCUUGCUUUCCUGAAAAGACGAGAUAAAGGCAAUGGACUUCGCGUAUGCGUUCAGAUGAACUUUUGGGAACGAUGCAAUCCGAUCUAUCAUUUUCUCUAUCUUUUCUCUUCUCAAGAUUUGAAGAUUGUAUACGGUGACCAUUGA
This is a messenger RNA of Melampsora larici-populina 98AG31, 588 nucleotides long. RefSeq lists its product as uncharacterized. The record is from RefSeq and is a predicted model, not a curated record. The coding region runs from base 1 to 588 and encodes 195 amino acids. Lineage: Eukaryota; Fungi; Basidiomycota; Pucciniomycetes; Pucciniales; Melampsoraceae. The transcript has a single exon.